Messenger RNA from Pseudomyrmex gracilis, 4333 nucleotides. RefSeq lists its product as uncharacterized. The transcript has 3 exons. The record is from RefSeq and is a predicted model, not a curated record. NCBI's taxonomy places the organism in Eukaryota, Metazoa, Arthropoda, Insecta, Hymenoptera, Formicidae. Bases 413 to 3442 code for a protein of 1009 amino acids.
UAUGCUGAUAUGAUAUGAAUAUUUCACACACACACACACACACAAACACGCACACACAUACAUAUAUACAUAAAAAUAGAAAAAGCCGAUUCAAAGAAAAAUAAAAAAUAUCCAGAAGAAAUAGUAGAAUCUCUGAGAAAUGUAAUACGUGAAGACGCGCUAACUGUCGUUUCGCAUCUCGCCGAACGUCGUUGACAUUUCGUUUGUCACGAGAUACCUUCCGUUCGUUCAGCUUCCUUCGAGAAACUUUGGCCAACAUAUAAAGUCUCCUCCGGUUUCGCAAAAUUUAUAUGCGCCACAUGAACGCUCAAGUGCGUCGUGUCGCGUUUAUCUGUCAGUGACGAUUAUACGUACACGAAGCGGCGGAAUCCGCCGGGAUGCAGAACGGCUUAUAGCUAACCUCUCAGUGACAAUGUCACGCGACACGAAGACCAGCUGCACGGAUCGCCAGAGACACGCAGAAGCUUCUGUCGUGCCGUUCGCGGCGUUAUCUUCCGCCGUCGUCGUCACAAAACGAGACGGGAACACAACGGAUGACCGGCGAGAAUCGAUUCGGUCGUUGACGAGUCUCGUUUCAACCGUUUGCUGCGCGUCUGAGACAGACGAAGCGGAUUACGAGACUUCUAGCGAGGGACUAAACCCUUCGAAAUUCAGCGGUGCCGAAAUUCACGGAACACGAACGAAAGAAUCGCUUUGCGAUUACUUCGAGGAGAAAAGCACUUCCUUAAGCAAACUCGACACGCUCGAUAGGAACGUAUCUCCGAUAAAGGAAGAAGUUAUUCCCGAUCUACGGCGCAAACUCAUGGAAAACAGGUUAACCCAGAAAACCACAUACGCUCGCGGCAGUCUUAUUUUCGAGAGUUUGGCAAAGACGAAAUCUCUACCUUUAAUACUGAGGAGCGCGGAUUCGAGCAGUAUAUCCGCAAACUUCGAGGCGACGAAUCUCGCGCUAAUGUCCGAGUCGUCGUUAGCGCGCGAAAGAAAAAUGUCCAUGAUUAUUGAUGCUAUGGCACCGCUCAUUACUUUAGAUUCGUCAACGAUCUCUGUAACGACGAACAACUUUUGUGACAAACAGCACGAAGCGAAAAGACUCGAGUCGAGAACGAAACUGCCUGUGCUUCGCGAUGCGACAACUACAGACGUGAUUAAUGACGAGAAGUCAGAAGAGCUCGUGGCGGAAGUAAUACUUCACGAGGCGAAAAAUAACCAUCGUGGUAUAACAAACAGGGAUCCUUGUCAGGACGCAAUUUCUACGCUUGUCAAUGACGUCGAUGUAACAAACGACGGCGAUCUCGUUGACGUCGCAAGGAAUCCAUACUCUUCCAUCAAGUCGAUCUACUUCCCGCCGAAUCCACCUGCUUCGCUGGACGACUCUGUCAAAUCGAAGAGACGUCAACGAAUAGCAACCGACACCAAGGCCCUGCUGAAAAUAGAUUACGAAUUGGGUCCGCUACGGUACCAAUACAGCGAGAUCAUUGGCAAAACUCGAGCGUUGGGUUUGAGCAGUUCGAUCUUUGACCUUGACGUUUCCUGUCGUCUAGAUCGACCGUCCGACAACUUUCUAAAUUGCAACGAGACAUUUUCGCGGCAAACUGCGACAAGCUGCGGCAUCGAAGAUCGAUUUGGUCUCGUCGAUAAAACGACCUCGCCGUCCCCGACUUUUUCUCUGGUCGGUAAACCCGUUCCGAGAGUCGACUUUCGUUGUGCCAGUUGGUCGAACGAAAAUGAUCCCAGUCGUCGGCAGAAGGCGUUGAGUCCCACCGCAAGCGAUUCAUCUCGCACACUUAUCGAGAACCUCAAUAAUCUUCGAUUUUCCACUCGACUCGGAAGUGGCACGUCUUAUCUUCCUGCGGCGACCGAUAUCCAUGCGUUCUCUCCGAGAGAAAAUGCUCUGAAUGAACAUUCGUGCAACGAAUGUGUUUCCAAUAAGUUUCAAUCCCUUUGCAAUCCUAACACGGUAAAAGUAGAAAGAGGCACUUUCACACGUGGGAGUCGGUCCUUUCACAGGACGAUCAAUGUAAGCUGCUCGAACGUUCUUCGUAGGCGAGACUACGACUCGCACCAUCGAUAUCUCGAACGAACCGUUCGUAACUCGCGAACGUCUAACAAUAAUUUCGUCGAGGUUCGAGGACAAGAAUUUUUGCUAUCGGAAAAAAACUCCGCCGAUCGUUUGCACCGAAGAAACAGCUCGUGCACGACCUGUCGUUCGAAUUACACCGCAAAAUCCACCAUUAUAGAGAUGAUUGACAAUAACUGGUGCGCCAGUUUAAGUGAAAAAACAGGGAGCGAACGAUCGAACAAACGCGUCGAGGGCCUCCGGGCCGAUCGUCAAAAUUCGAUGGCCAUUCAAACGCAGUUUACCACUCGCGGUGGCAAUCGUCGCAAUGGCACUCCGACCGAAACAAAAUGCGUCAUCAGAGACGACGAGAUCUCUUCUGCGUUCGGAUUGAAGCUGAAUGAGCGUAGCAGCGUAGCAGAUCUCGAUCGGCAAAUAUCGCGCGCGGUUUCCGCAAUUUCGACUCGCUGCGCUCCUCAGAUUCGCGUCGUAAGCGUAAACACGGAAUUUCACACCACCAUAGAGAAACGCAGCAGAGCCGUUAGUCCUAUUCGAGAUCUUCAUUCGAUCGUUCCUUCAACGACAUUGUCUCCGAUUGACGUGUUACUCGCUUCCAGAUUGUCUCGCACGUUUGUGCAACAAGUGCGCGAUAAUUCGUCGCGCACAAAAAUAUCGAAAGUAAUUGAUUCGAGCCAGAAUGUGAUAAAUUGUACAGAAAUUAGCAAAUAUAAAUGUGACAUCGGAGAUGUGACGAGCAAACGUGAUUUCGCCGUUCAAAAAGUUGACUACCACCAACCGGUUGCGGCGAGUUUCUCGAAGACAUUUUUCGAAUCCGUUCGGAAUAAAGAUUUAAUGACGGAAUGCGAGAAACCGCGGCAUCUUCGUUUAACGGAAGCGAAGGAAAAGAUCACGAUUGUUCCUAUCGUUCUUACCGACGGUCCGACAUCGGACCCGUCGAAAAUCGCUAAUGUAAAUUUUGCGAUUCCGAAUUACGUUGGAAACGCGACGUCAGAAAUGAGCUAUCAGAUCGUACCGCUCAGGAUGAGAAAGUCUCGGAAGACGUCUUUGGCAUCGAUGGAUAACAACAUUGAAACAUCUCGACAUAAUAACGAGAAUUCCGCGUGUUUAACCGAGCGAUCGGCAAAUGAGAAGCGUUACAGCGAAAUAUCCGUUUCUCGCGCCAAUUACGGCGGUGAUCUGUACACGCGGAAAGACUGCGAUCCUUCGACGACGAGAGUCGUCGCGAGAAAUCCGAGACAAUUGUCUCGAGUUGCGAAUGUCGAUCGGAAAACGAGGAAACGUUGCGAUUCCGCCGAGCGGAGAACCGCCGCGCGAGCGAUUCCCGGCAUGAGGUGCUCACCGGACGAUUUCCUUUGUGACACGUGACUCGCGGCGCGCGCUUAAGUGCGUUUCGCGAGAGCGCGACAAUUUAACGAAGAAGCGAUAAGAGCUCAUCCCAAGAAUUUCUCCGAGUCAUUCACAAGCAGAAGUAAGUAAGUUUCUUCUCGCCCCUGAAAUGCCGGGUCCUUUCGAGAGAGAGAAACGACGAAAGUUUUAAAUUCAACUCAAGCGACAAAGACUACUACUCUGCGGGACUUGCGCGAUCGCCGUGUGAGAAUUCACGACGAUCGCGUCGCGCUUGUAACGUCGACGACGAAGAAAAACGCAAAGCGGGGGACAUUUUUCGCAGCGAGCAAAUACAUAUUCGCUUCUCCGAACGUUGCGGAGUAAAAAAUUUGUCAAGCGAACGAGCAGAAAGACGAAAAAUUGUACGAUCGAAGAACGACGCGAAACAAAUUUCGAAAUUGCAAAAAAAAGUAAACAUGAGUUUUUUUUUGAAGAAACGUCUGAUACCAGAGAUUUGAGACCAAAACGUUGAAGAAAUUUCUUGCAGAAAUUUAGGACCGAUAUUAUAGCCGAUCACUUUCGCCGUCACAAAGAUGAACAGAUGGAAAUCGUUGAGAAAAGAAUCGACGGGGAUGAGCAAAAUCCAUCUGAAAUGAUUUUCCGCACACCUUUCUCGCACGCAUAUCGAGUAGUCUUUUGGAUCCUUUCAUGUUUAAAAGAGCAGCGUGACACGUUGUACGCGCACGCCGUCGUCUCUCUGUUAGAAAUUCAGAUAGCGAACGAUUAGUUGACCGAACGCGCCGGCAGUAAAUCUAGAUAGAAUUUUUGACAUCUGUAUACCGUAUAUACUCGCUUGUUGUUUGACAUUUGUACCGUAUAUACUCGCGCGAUUUGAUAUUGAAAGGCUUUUUGUUAACAAACGCAAACAUU